GUUCUUCCUUCUCGGGCGAGGCGACGGAGCGGAGGUUCCCUCGCCGCCGCUGGUUCAGCCGCAGCCACAGCGGCCCCGGGGAAGGGGGGAUGGCGGGUGAGAAGAUGGCUAAAUGUGAACCCUGCGAAAGAAAUUAUGAUAACAUGGUAAAAAUGCUUGAGGAUCUAAAUAGGGAUUUGGAAAAACUUCUGGAAGACAUGGAAAAAUUAUCAGUGCAGGCUACUUGGAUGGCUUAUGAUAUGGUGGUAAUGCGAGCUAAUCCAGACUUGGCCAAUUCAAUGAGACGUCUGGAAGAUGCCUUUCUCACUUGUAAGGAAGAAAUGGAGAAAAAUUGGCAAGAAAUGUUGAAGGAGACUAAAGGAGCUGAACCAAAACAAUAAAUGGUUUUGAAAUCUCUGGUGGAAAUUCAAACCUAGGAAGAGUUAGUCUUGAGUAGUGUGGUCAGUGUUUAUUUACAAAAUAUAUUUUAAAAAUAUGU
Molecule: messenger RNA, 478 nt
Organism: Python bivittatus (Burmese python)
Lineage: Eukaryota; Metazoa; Chordata; Lepidosauria; Squamata; Pythonidae
Gene: SYCE3
Product: synaptonemal complex central element protein 3
Biological process (GO): synaptonemal complex assembly; spermatogenesis; reciprocal meiotic recombination
Cellular component (GO): central element
Source: RefSeq, a predicted model, not a curated record